AUGGAGGAAACCUCACGUGGAUUAUUGCAGCACAAACAGAGGGCAGAGCAGCUUAAACAAGAGAGAACAGCACUGACACUAUCGUACGAGACUCGAGUUCAUCAGUAUCAAAAUCAAAUCUCAAAGCUGCAAUUGGAAAAUGAAUCGAUGCGUGGACAAUUACGUGGACUAGAGGCUGCUUGUGCUGGAGAAGUUCAUGCAGCAUUAGUUGCUAGAUUAGCAACAUUGGAGACUGAACACGUUGCACUGGCCCGUGACGCUGAUGCACAGAGGAGACAGUACGAGAGGUGUUUAGACGACGUUGCCAACCAGGUGGUUCGUGCACUCCUAUCGCAAAAGGGUUUGAGGGAGGAAAUUGGAAGUCUCCAGAGGCGGAUUAGAGAGUUGGAGGCACAGAACCGCGCACUGUCAGGGCUUUUGGUUCAAGCGACGAGUACCAGCAGUCCUGGAAGUCCUACGGAGCUUAUACAAAGUAUUAUUGAGGCUGGACCAGCAGCUCUUGUAGCUGCCCUCGGGCUCGACGCCUCCUGGGUACCACUUUCCAGGCCGCAGUCGCUUAAUCUUAAGAUUCCUGUAAUGGCUGCUACCAAGUGCCGGCGAAAUCGACCUUUGGGUCAAAAAGCAUCGGAGGAGGAAGGAAGUGAGAGUCCAGAGAGUGGAAAUAGAGACGAAGGGUACUCGACGAUGUCAUCAGAUGUACAGGGUGAGGGUGUACGUCAAGAGCCAGCACGGGGUUUGGAGGACCUCAAAGAAGCAACAGACGAAACUGAAGCUGACGUAUCUCCUGAUGCUCGUCUCGUCGCCCUCGAUAACACCGAUCCCGAUGUACUGUUUCUACCCUUAAAUCUCGCCAUUGGAAUCAAUCCAAGACACAGUUAUCCACCGUCAAAGGAUCUUGCACCCUAUCAGCAUGUGAUGAGAAGUUUCUCUGAUAGCCACUUGUAUCUCAAGUUAACGGCCGCGACAGCUAAUUUAACUCAUCCUCCUUAUAAUAUCUCCAGUCCCGCUGGUUCCUCCAGUCUUCUCUUAAUUGAGGAAGAAGGCUGGGAUGCAGAAUACGUCCAGCAGUGGCUGAGACUGGAUGACUCCAGAAGUGCCCAACAACACCGAGACCUCCUGGAACUGGAGUACGAUCGUGCUGAGCUUGAAGACUGGUCUUUUUCGCUGUCCAGUGAGGAUCUUCGAGCUGAGCCUACAUGGAAGGAAGAUACCCGUCCCCUGGCUCCAGCACUUCCAGCAAUAAAAGAGCACAAUCCGAUUGAACUCGAGGAGGAUGCUAAUGAGUGCUUGUGGAAUGGAGCAAGUUAUUUGGCAGAUAGAACCGGUGGUGAACUCGUUGCUCUGCUCAUGGACACCAGAACAUCUGGUCCUUGGCCGUAUGCAUCAAGUCCUGGUGCAUCUUGGAGCAGUGAAGAUGGCAUUCUCGAGUGCUCGAGCAAACGCUCAUCAGCAGCUCUAUCUGGUUAUAGUGAUGAUCAUGACUCACCAUCAAUUGGUACGGAUUUUACCCGGGAUUUUUAUCGACUAGUCAAAUUUGAAAGCACUAAAAGCCUCGCUAGCACGUCUUCCAAGGGUGGAAAACCACCUGAUCGUGAACAGGCACUUCAGAGUGUACUUUCAUUCAUUGCUGAGCAACAAAUGUACCUCACUGAAUUGCCAAACAAUUCACAUUGCAAAGAUCAAAACGAUAUCGAAGUGGCUGAUUAUGAGUACAAAGGGGAUACCGGAGGAGUAAUAGACCACGAAGUGUUGGAAGAUCAGAGACCACCAGCUGAAGCUACUGAAAGACUCCCAGAUGUGCCACCAAUGCCUUCUGCACAAUCAGGAGAAUCAUUUGAAAGAAUUCAAGGAAUUUCAUCACUACCUGACGAUAGGAUUGUGCCGUGCCCUGGCUUGGGAGAGUUGGGAGCUGUUCCUGAAGAGGAUGAGGAGGGAGCGACUUCUUCUACUCCCAGUACAGUGGUGAGUCCAGCAAGAGCUCCACUUCUCAUCGAAGGUCAUGACAGAUCCAUUAGCUUCCACGAAAGAGCAACAUCAAAAGAUGUAAUCAACGAACUCAACCGGAUGAUUAGGAAAGGCGAAGAAAAUCAAAAUCAAUCACAAGAACAGAAUGUUCCCAUCGAUAAAUUGGAUCUUGCGUGUUGCUGUCCCACUGGGUGGGUGCAUGUUGAACGCGAUAUUGAUUUUACUGAUCCAAAGGCAAGAGCAAACCUACUGGAUGUAAUGUUAGCAAGUUCAGAAAGUUCAUCAGCAACAUCAAGCAGCGGAUCAGCUGGAAGUGACUCUGGAGAUGAACCCUCCGAUUAUCGUCAUCUACAUCGUCUCCAUCGUUAUCGGCGUCAGAAGAAAGCAUCGGCAGUCCAAGCCCAUCGGGUUCUACGUUUGACAUCAUCUUGGGGCUCAGGCAGACCCUCAAUUAUUGGACGGGGUGAUGAUUUUUAUGUACGUUAUGGUGACAAGGAGCGAGAGGCUGUUGCCUCCUUUGAUUUUCUCGAUGAUAUCACGGCUAAUUCAUCAUCGUCUGGUGAACUUGAUGACUUACUACCGACUACGGAAUUUAUGAAGGUCUCACCAUUGUGAAAUUGAGCUUAGAGAGAUGAAAAUAUACAAAGUUUAGAGUAUAAGCAUUGUUUUUGUGAAUUCUCAAAAUGUUAGAAGGAUUUAAACUUGCAGAGGAUGAAACAGUGAUUGAAUAGCCAGGAAAAUCGCCCAUUCUGAAUAAUACCUGAGCAUCAAUUUGUCAUUGCAUGACUAAUUAUCGCACGUUCAUUUCAACGCAAACAAAUUUAACAAAGUAUUCAAGCAACUCAUGGUGAAUGAAUAUUUAUU
Messenger RNA from Fopius arisanus, 2829 nucleotides. RefSeq lists its product as uncharacterized. The transcript has 9 exons. The record is from RefSeq and is a predicted model, not a curated record. NCBI's taxonomy places the organism in Eukaryota, Metazoa, Arthropoda, Insecta, Hymenoptera, Braconidae. The coding region runs from base 1 to 2580 and encodes 859 amino acids.